GGAUAUCGCUGUGACACCGCCGGGACGCUCUGAGGGGGAAGGCUGUCGGUGUGGCGCCGGUGCACGCUGAAGCAGUGGGUGGAACCGGCUGAUCAUGGGGACGUGGGCGUCGUUGGACGCGAUGUGGGACUUGCCGGCGGAGAAAUGGAUCUUCUGGGCAGUGUUGCUCUUUUCCUGGACAGUGUAUCUUUGGGAGACCUUCCUCGCACAGCGGCAGAGAAGGAUUUAUAAAACAACUACUCGUGUACCACCGGAGUUAGAACAGAUCAUGGAUUCUGAAACGUUUGAGAAGUCUCGACUCUAUCAGCUGGAUAAAAGUACCUUCAGCUUCUGGUCAGGACUCUAUUCAGAGGUUGAAGGCACUUUUAUUCUUCUCUUUGGAGGAAUCCCUUAUCUCUGGAGACUUUCUGGACGGUUCUGUGGUUAUGUUGGCUUUGGACCAGAAUAUGAGAUCAUUCAGUCCUUGGUGUUUCUGCUGUUGGCUACGCUUUUCAGUGCAUUAACUGGUUUGCCAUGGAGUCUUUAUAAUACAUUUGUGAUAGAAGAAAAGCAUGGUUUCAAUCAUCAGACUUUGGACUUUUUUAUGAAAGAUGCAAUCAAGAAAUUUGUUGUGACUCAGUGUAUCUUAUUGCCUGUGUCUUCACUUCUGCUUUACAUUAUUAAGAUUGGGGGUGACUAUUUUUUUAUUUAUGCCUGGCUGUUCACAUUAGUUGUCUCUCUGGUGCUUGUCACAAUCUAUGCUGAUUAUAUUGCCCCUUUAUUUGACAAAUUCACACCUCUGCCUGAGGGAAAGCUUAAACAAGAAAUUGAAGUGAUGGCAAAGAAUAUUGAUUUUCCUUUGACUAAGGUGUAUGUUGUUGAAGGAUCUAAACGCUCUUCCCACAGCAAUGCUUAUUUUUAUGGCUUCUUCAAGAACAAGCGAAUAGUUUUGUUUGACACUCUACUAGAAGAGUACUCAGUACUAAACAAAGGCAUCCAAGAGGACUCUGGCAUGGAACCCCGCAAUGAUGGAGAAGGGGACAGUGAAGAAAUAAAAGCUAAAGUUAAAAAUAAGAAACAAGGAUGUAAAAAUGAGGAGGUGCUUGCUGUACUUGGCCAUGAACUGGGGCACUGGAAGUUGGGACAUACAGUCAAAAAUAUCAUUAUUAGCCAGAUGAAUUCUUUCCUGUGUUUUUUCUUAUUUGCUGUAUUAAUUGGUCAAAAGGAGCUUUUUGCUGCAUUUGGUUUUUACGAUAGCCAGCCUACUCUAAUUGGACUGCUGAUCAUCUUCCAGUUUAUUUUUUCACCUUACAAUGAGGUUCUUUCUUUUUGUCUCACAGUCCUAAGCCGCAGAUUUGAGUUCCAGGCUGAUGCCUUUGCCAGGAAACUUGGGAAGGCUAAAGACUUAUAUUCUGCUUUGAUCAAACUAAACAAAGAUAAUUUGGGAUUCCCUGUUUCUGACUGGUUGUUUUCAAUGUGGCAUUAUUCUCAUCCUCCGCUGCUAGAGAGACUUCAGGCUUUGAAAAGUGCAAAACAAGACUGAGAUGCCGAGAGCGUGUGACCGAAGACAUCAGUAUUUCUGUCCUGGCAGCAUGCUCCUGCUCUUGGUGUUUUAAAACAAUUUUUUUUCUUUUUUUGUAAGAGAAACAAUUAGGUACUGAAAAGCCCAGAUUUAAAUACAUUGAAUAUCUCAUUUCAAAAAUGAUUUUAAUAACUUCUUAAAACACUGGAUAAAAUUUUGAAGCUUACUGUUUUUAACAGUAUAAUUUUACCUUCGAUCUGAUUUUUCCAUCAGUUACUAUCCAAGGAAAUGCAGCACUUGUAUCUUCUCUCGCGUGGGUCUGCGUGUAAGGGCUGCGAGGCACAUGUGGAGCGAGCCCCUCCUCUCAUCCUUUCUCAAGACGGAAACAGUCCUGAGUCCCACUGUUCCUGGCUAAGCUGAAACUUGUUUUUACCUUCCUGCUGUUGUGAUUUAUCCUGGCCAAUCAGUGUUUUCAAUAAAAAAGAUAACGGUUUCUUUUAUAAGCAUUGUUAGAAGUAGGUUUUGCUGUGCUACCAGAUUCCAGCUCUCUUCUUUCUCUUGCUGUCCGCUGAUCAGAAGUUCUUUUGUACUUUUAUUAUUAUUAUUAUUGUUAUUAUUAUUAUUAUUAUUAUACCAGGAAUAGAACUCACGACAUCUCGCUUGCCAGGCAGGCGCUGUGCCGCUGAACUGUAUCCCCAUCUGAUCAGAAAUUUUUUUUUUUUGUCAUUUUUGAGACAGGGUCUCACUAUGCAUUUUAGCUCACUUUGUAGCCCAAGCUGGUCUCAAAUUAAGACGAUCCUCCUGCCUCAACCUCCUGAAUGCUGGGAUUAUAGGAGUGUGCCACCACACCCGGCUUUUUUAAAAAAUUUCUGAUAGUGCUUUGAAAUUAGAAAUUACAUGUAGGGUGUUUUAAAUCAGUGGAUUUCUUUUUUUUUCUUUCUUUCUUUUGGUACCAGAGAGAGAACUUGUGACCUCAUGCUUGCCAGGCAGGCGCUCAUGCUGCUGAGCUAAAUUCCCAGCCCCCUUUCUUUUUUUUUUGUAAUCUGUUUUUGCUUUUGCUUUCACCCUUAGGUAGGGUCUCACUAGGGUUAUAUUAGCUUUUUUUCAUUCAUUCAUUCUUUUUUUUUUUUGUCUUUUUCCUUUUUAUUGGUACCAGGGAUCGAACUCACAACCGCCGCUGAGCUAAAUCCCCAGCCCCCAUUCUUUUUUUUUUUUUUUUUUUUGAGAUAAGGUUUUGCCAUUCAGUUCAGGCUGGGCUUGAACUCAUUAUGCAACCCAGACUGGCCUUGACCUCACAGCAAUCCUCCUGCCUCAGUGAGUGUUGAGAUUACUGGUGUACACUACCAUGCCUGGCACUCAUUCAUUCCCUUUUAUUCAAUAAAUAGUUAUUCUGGCAUUAGCAGAAAUUGUUAUAUUGAACGGGUUUUAUAAUGUUAAAAGGUGCAGGAUAUGGAAAAAAAGAAAUUACGUUUUAAGAGACUUAAGGGACACAUAUGAAUGAUUCUCUUAGAACAUUUCGGGAAAAAUAUAGUUUUCUAUCUCUUUCAAGGACAGAAGAGUUGGUUUUAUUUUUGUAACUUUUAUCAGUAGUCAUAAGUAUGAUUAGUGCUGAGGUCAUUUUUAAAACUUAAUAAUUCUUGAUAUGUGGAUAAUGUUUACUUUCCAAAAAUUGUUAUGAAAGAUUCCUAGUUUUAAAAGCUGUAUGUUUGACUGCUUUAAAUCUGUCCACUUUCUGAAUGAGAAUUUACUUUGUGUCUAAUACUCCAUCUCACUGAUAAUGUUUACUUUCUGGGCAUUUAUUCCGAAGUAGGUUUGAUUGUGUACCUUUGGUAUCUGGCCAUACAGUCUUUUGCUCAGCUGAAAUUUGAGUGAUGUCUUCACAUGGAAAUAUAAUAAAAAUUAAAAUCUCAUUUAGUACUGCAUUGUUUAUUUUCCCACAGCUAACGCAGAACCACCUCUGUGGUUUUUAUCCAGCAUCUUUUUCUUGUGACUUCAGGCUCUAAGAACUGCCUUUUAUUCCUUCUGUGCCUUUAAAUACAAAGUUAAGUUCUGCACAAGUGAAACAUUAAAAAUUGCCAAUGUA
Cavia porcellus (domestic guinea pig) is the source of this 3584-nucleotide messenger RNA. RefSeq names its product zinc metallopeptidase STE24 (gene Zmpste24). The coding region runs from base 95 to 1522 and encodes 475 amino acids. Gene Ontology annotation, cellular component: endoplasmic reticulum membrane. The transcript has 10 exons. Gene Ontology annotation, biological process: CAAX-box protein processing. NCBI's taxonomy places the organism in Eukaryota, Metazoa, Chordata, Mammalia, Rodentia, Caviidae. Gene Ontology annotation, molecular function: metalloendopeptidase activity. The record is from RefSeq and is a predicted model, not a curated record.